UUUUUUUUUGUUCACUAUUCCCUCAAGAAGACAGGAUGGUAAACUAUCUUUCAGAAUUAUUGGAACCUUCAAUCUCAAAAGUGGAAAGUUGGAUUAAGAUGAUUGCUGCCAAUGUUCCAAUAGAAACAGAUUGGGCACAAUCUUCAUAUGGUUCAUGGUACAAUCAUCCUCGUCAACAUGCCUUGGAGCUUAUGUUUCUUGCUAGUAUCUAUAUCUUUGCUACGUUUAUCUUAUUUCGUAGGUUACUUCGACCUGGCACCGAAAAUUAUAAACUCUUGACACAAUUUCGACCUCCCUUUAGAGCAUCCUUAUCUGAAAGAGGAAUGACACUUGCUCUUAUUUGUUCAUUAUUAUUAACUUUGACUCAUAAAAUACUUCGUAAUAGAGUGUGGUUUAUGCUGCAACCAUGUCAUAUGAGCGGUACAUUGCUUUUAUUCACAUUGGUUUAUCCAGACAAGACCUCGCCUAUUCCUCAUGUAUUCUUUAAUAUGUAUUUACAUAUUCAAUGGGGCGCUUUAGCUGCACUUGCUUUUCCUGAUCUAAGAGAGCAUUCUAUGAUUGGUGAAACAUUUAAUUUUUUCGCCGAGCAUAUACUAUUACUUGUUGUGCCUAUUUACAUGAUUUAUAGUCGUCGAUAUGUUGUAUUACCAAAAUCAAAGGAAGUUUUGCUGUUAUCUUUCUUUUCUUAUGGCUUUUUCCAUACCCCUCUGCUUCAUUUAAUUUCUCUUAUUUCAGGUUUUAAUUUAAAUUAUAUGUGGGCACCUCCACCAAUUAAAAUUUUAUUGAAGCUUGGACGUUUUUAUAGAGUUGUCAUGUAUGGAGUUGCAUUUGUUUUCAAGUUUGUUACACGAUUUAUUUGUGUUGAAGCUAUUUUAGCAUUUAUGCCACUUAAAAAGAUUCCCGCUGCUGUAGUAGUAGAUAAUAGAAAGAAAUCGAAAAAGAUUUAGCCCUCAUUUUAUAAAUAAAAUAAUGAUAGUUUAUUAUUAAGGAAAAAAAAA
This is a messenger RNA of Cokeromyces recurvatus, 998 nucleotides long. RefSeq names its product TMEM164 family-domain-containing protein. NCBI's taxonomy places the organism in Eukaryota, Fungi, Mucoromycota, Mucoromycetes, Mucorales, Mucoraceae. The record is from RefSeq and is a predicted model, not a curated record. The transcript has 4 exons. The coding region runs from base 36 to 947 and encodes 303 amino acids.